Messenger RNA from Maylandia zebra (zebra mbuna), 593 nucleotides. The record is from RefSeq and is a predicted model, not a curated record. Lineage: Eukaryota; Metazoa; Chordata; Actinopteri; Cichliformes; Cichlidae.
UGGCGGUGACGGAGGAACAGCGCUGAGUUCGCUCCGCUCAGUUUUCUCUCACUUCUUCUCCCUCCUUCUUAGUUCUUUUUGUUUUGACUGCAUAAGUAAAACACAAAACGUAGCGAUACAAAAAAGCGACACCGCCGAUUUGACCUAAUACCUUUCUCCACACCCCUCCCGUCUCCUGAGUCGAGACCGAGAUGGGGAACGAAGCGAGCAUGGAGGGCGGCGGGCAGCCCGGGGAGCCGGGAUCCGCUGGGAUGAUGGGGUCGAUGAUGCCUGGAGGACCCUCGCAGGGACCAGGACAGCACAUGAAGCCGGUCAACGGAGCAGCUGCCGGUGGAGGAAUGGGAAUGGGAGGCCCCGGGAUGGGAAUGACAAGGGGUCCAAUGGGUUCAAUGGGUAGUCCCAAGCCUGGCAUGCAACAAGGAGGCCAUGGAGGAAGAGGAAUGGGAGGAGGAGGGAUGGGUGGAAUGGGAGGAGGUGGGAUGGGAGGAAUGGGAGGAGGAGGAAUGGGUGGAAUGGGAGGAGGUGGGAUGGGAGGAAUGGGAGGAGGCGGGAUGGGGGGAAUGGGAGGAGGAUGGGAGGAAUGGGAGGAUUAG